AGCCGUUGGAGCGACUAGUGACGGUCGGACUCCAGUGAGGCUGGGCGAUUAUGGAGACCCGGGAGUUGCCUGUGGAGGUGAUCACUCACAUUCUGAACUUCCUGCCCAUCCCCGACAGGAAAGAGGCCUCUCUGGUGAACCAAAGCUGGUAUUUUGCAGCCCAAGACUCCUUGCGGCAGGAGGACAGCAUCUUCUACAACAUCCCAGUUACUUCCGCCUCACUGGGGACCAUCAAAAGCCUGUCCCGGAGACGGGUCUGCAGCAUCCAAAUAACAAACCUAGAUGGCUCCUCCAUUUCCCGGGAGGUCAUCAGCUAUGUGGCCGAUUACCUGAGUCCCCACCUGCGCCACUUGUGCCUACGGGGGAGCAGCAUCACAGAAGCCUGCUUUGAGGAGCUCCUCUUCGCCUGCCCUAGCUUGACUGCCUUGGAUCUGAGCGGCUGCAACAGCCUCUUCAUGCCAGGGACUCUGCUUUCGAAAGAGCAGGCCUUCCUCCGAGCUCAGAAAGCCCUGGGCAACCUGCAGGACCUUAACCUAUCCAGCGUGCGCUACCUGUCCGACCUCACCUUCAAUCGCUUGACUGGCUGUGCUCACCAGCUGGCCAAGCUGUCGCUCGCCCGCUGCCACGUCACCUUUGAGUUUGACGCCUACCACGGCUCUCGUGACUACAACUCCUCGGCCCUCCUGUCCUUCCGCAACCUGCUGCGCUUCCUUGCAGAGCGGGCGGGCAUCAUGAAGGCUUUGGACCUGAGUGGCACUGGCAUCUCCAGCCAGGCCAUGAAGUCCCUGGUCCAGGUGGAGAACCUGCGCCUGCAGGAAAUGGUGCUCCAGGGGUGCCGCAACCUCUCUGAUGAGGCUGUCAGUGUCUUGUGUCAGCACCAGCCUCAACUGGCCACGCUGGACCUGAGUGGUUGCUUCGAGCUGACCAACCGGGCCAUCCUGGCCCUCUGCUCCCGCCUCCAGGAGCUUCGGUGCCUGAGGCUGGGGAAGCUCCCACGGGUCACAGACGCUGGCUUUCAGGGAGUUUCACACCUGAGGCACCUCCAAAGUCUGGAUGUGUCCGAAUGCAACCUCGUGAGCUCCAGCGAGCUGGUGAAAGCCCUUGGGUCUAUCGAGGGACAGUUUCAACUGGUUUCGCUGAAUGUAGCUUUCUGUUCUUUGCUGAGGGACAGCUCUGUCAUCUCGCUGGCUGGAGCGCUGCGUAGAAGCCUUCGGGUUUUGGAUCUCUCCUCCUGCACGUCCAUCACCAACCGAAGCGUACAAGCCAUCUCCACCCACCUCUUGAACUUGACCAUCUUGCGUUUAGCCUGGUGCAAAGAACUGACGGAUUGGGGCUUGCUGGGGGUCGAGCAGCCCAGAGAGGCGCACGAUCGCUCCAGGGAGAAGGACGCUGGCCUGAAGUUCAGCAGGAAUUUUGGAAACAUGGGAUUCUUCCUGCCGCCUCCACAGGAUUUGGAGCAGGACACCUCCAUCCUCGUUGACCUCACAAAGCGGGAGGACGAGCAGAAGCACCGGGCCUCCUUGAAUGCUCUGAGCCACCUGCAAGAGCUUGACCUGACAGCCUGCGGGAAGCUGACGGACAUGAGCAUAGCCAAGGUCAUCAGAUUCCCAGAGCUCCGCCGUCUGUCCCUCAGCCUGGUGCCCAACAUCACAGACACAAGCCUCACAGCCGUCGCUCGUCACUGCCCCAGCCUGGAGCACCUCUCGCUCAGCCACUGUGUGAACCUGACCGACCGAGGGUUUGUGGAGGCAGCCAGCGCCUUGCACCGGCUUCAACACCUCAUCCUUUCUGGCUGCAACCAGCUCACCCCGCAGACUCUAAAAGCUGUCAGUCAGGAGUGUCGGCAACUGAAGAACUUGGACAUCUCCAUGUGCAGUGGGAUCAGCAUGCCCGACGUCGAACUCUUACAGUCACGCCUCCUACUGCAGACGAAUAUCCACUCCCGGUUUGUAGGCGGAGCAGACCUUUCUGUCACUCUUUGAAAAAGGCUCCAUCAGGUGGACAAAUCCGCUCAGCUCUCGGCUGGGGCGCAGCGCCUUAAAACAGCUCCUGCCUCGUCAUCUCAAUGCCCAACAAUAACGCCGCAAAAGGAAUGGAGGGUAGCCAAAGUUGGCCAAGUUGUUGCUCUUAAGCACAGCUGUGCCGUUGCCUGCUUGGGGGAGGGAGGGGGGUAGUGCCAGACUUCCCACAGCAAGACUUCCACUCUGCACAUGAUAAGAUCAGGUUAGCCUGAGUCAUCUAGCUCAGGCCAGGAGCAUCUUAAAGACUUACUCCGUCACUGGCUUUUUUGAGUCAAACCUCACUUCCCGAGAUGCACAGUGAAGUCAAGCGAUGUGAGACCUGACUCACAAAAGCCAAUGCUGGAAUAAACUUCAUCAGCCUUUAACGUGCUACCAGACACCAGUGUUCUUUUUGCCGCAACAGUCUAAACACGCCUACCCCUCCAGAAUCACCAAAGUGACAUUUUUGACCACCGCAUGUUUUCCACGAUUCAAUAAGAGGGACGGCAUCUUUAAAGCAAGGCAGGCAGCAAAAACCACUUGCCGCAAUAGGUUGCAAGACUCAAGACACAAACACAAGGCAACGCCAAAACUCCAUCAAAAUCAUUUCCCUUUUAAUAGUUUCAGUCCUGGGGCAGUGCCAUAGUGAACACGUUACAGUAGAUGCACCUGAGCAGGGAGAAAACAGAGAGGCCCAGAAGUCCCUUUCCAAGUCUUGCUCAGGAGGGUGAGGGAAAGGGUCUAUUGGUCAAUGUUCCACAAGAACCAUUAAUACAAAAAGAAGUGAAAAAAAUGGAA
Molecule: messenger RNA, 2798 nt
Organism: Sphaerodactylus townsendi
Lineage: Eukaryota; Metazoa; Chordata; Lepidosauria; Squamata; Sphaerodactylidae
Product: F-box/LRR-repeat protein 2-like
Exons: 7
Coding region: 51-1982 (643 amino acids)
Biological process (GO): SCF-dependent proteasomal ubiquitin-dependent protein catabolic process
Cellular component (GO): SCF ubiquitin ligase complex
Molecular function (GO): protein binding
Source: RefSeq, a predicted model, not a curated record